Clonostachys rhizophaga is the source of this 1878-nucleotide messenger RNA. The record is from the annotation of a GenBank genome assembly. NCBI's taxonomy places the organism in Eukaryota, Fungi, Ascomycota, Sordariomycetes, Hypocreales, Bionectriaceae.
AUGAGUCCUCUCGAGAUACGCCUCAAGGAGGAAAUGGACACUGAGCAAGAAUCUCGCUCAAGCUCAAGGUGCGAGAGCCAUGCAGCGUCAACAUGUCAAAGCGAUGGGAUGCUUGACCUUUCAUCUCUUGGAACGGAAAGUCCUGUUUCAGUAUCUCGCCCAGCACAAGCCCGCCAACGAAACGAGUUUCAGAGUCCGGAAAUCACCCUCUAUGAUCCUGAUGGCACUGAAGCCCGUGAAGCGAACGCGACUGACUACCCAGGACGUUUCAUACCUCGCUCAGAAACGGCAGAAAGUGAAACAGUCCUGUUCGUCCAGGAUCUGGGAUUCAAAGCAGCCUCCGAGACGAAGUUUCCCCCAACAGCAUGCCCGCUAAUCAAUCCUCCAAUGACGGCUGGGCAAAUCUGUAAAUCCUUUCGCCUCGGUGAAGAUCCGCGGCCACAUGAAAGGGAUUACAAGCUCACGGUCGCGGCUGUCAUGAAGAAGAAGAUGGAGAAAAUGUGGAAGUUCACGGUGGCGGAUGAGGGCAAGUAUUUGCCUUUUGAUGCCUUUGAAGCAAUAUUCACGCCAGACAUAAUUAAUUCACUGCUGAAAGAAGUAUUUCAUGAGAAGACCUCGGAGGAACGGGCCAGAUACCUCAACGAUAUUGUCUCGAUCGAUACGCAAAAGAGCCGACGCCGGAUUGCAGCACUUUUGACCUUCACAAAUCACUUCGACAGAAUCCUACAAUUCGUUGAUGAAAAGAUAGUAGACCAACAUUUUCCACUCACCAGGAGGAGACAUCACAAAACCGUUCGUUUGAAUAAUGGGGUAGAGAACAUGACUCUCUUCAAGAAUUGGGACACAGAGGAAAUUGAUUUGCUUCUCCUCUACCAGGACAAGUUCUUUGUUCCAUUUUUCGACCUACGUCCCGGCAGUAUAUGCUCAUAUGACCUCGGCAAGAGCACACGGCUUCCUUGGCUGACAUGUAAAAUGAAGAAAAGUACGAACAACAGCCGAGUAUACAAGGUAGAAAUUCACCCGGGCCAUCACAAUUUCAAUCCAGUUAAGAAGCGACCGGGUCGGCUCUUUUUCGCGCUCAAGGAAGUCGUUUCGGCCGACCGCAGAAGCUACAAUGACGAGCUCCUAGCCUAUGAGAGAAUAUUUGCCCAUGUUCAAAAAGACAACCACCUCAUCAAGCUUCUUCUAACGUUCAAACAAGAGAAGAGGCAGUAUCUAAUGUUCGAGUGGGCAGAUGGAAAUCUGAAAGACUUCUGGGAAAGGAAGUCCGCGACCGAAAUAGUGGGCGGUGAUUCAUGGAUGGCCCGCCAAUGUAUAGGUCUAUGUGGCGCCAUUAAGCGCAUUCAUGGACUUGGCUCGUGGGAUAUAGAGAAAAAAGGCACACCCGCCCUUGCAGCUGCUGCCAUGAACUCCAAGAUAUACGGAAGGCAUGGCGAUAUCAAGCCGGAGAAUAUCCUCUGGUUCAAGUCCGAAGAAGACAAAUCUGGCCGCUUGGUUCUUGCAGACCUCGGUCUUACUCGGUAUCAUUCUUCGGCCUCCAAGUCCAAAGUACCACAAGCUGACAUCCGGGGAUACACGGGGGCGUAUCGUGCACCAGAGUGGGACCACAAAGACGAGAUUUCUCAGGCAUAUGAUAUUUGGUCCCUUGGCUGCGUCUUUUUGGAGUUCUGCAUAUGGUUUCUUGAGGGAUACCAGCAAGUUGACGUCUUUAAUGCUGCACGUCAAGCAGAGCACAAAGGCCGGUUGGCUAAUUUGGAUGAGGACAAUUUCUUCAACUCUGUUUAUGGCCCAGAGGGGAUCACUGUCCAAGUGAAACCAUGUAUCGACGAGGUACAGCAAAUAUUAUCCUUCUUUUUAUCUUAUUUUCUUAAGUACUAA